Cutaneotrichosporon oleaginosum is the source of this 912-nucleotide messenger RNA. RefSeq lists its product as uncharacterized. The record is from RefSeq and is a predicted model, not a curated record. Lineage: Eukaryota; Fungi; Basidiomycota; Tremellomycetes; Trichosporonales; Trichosporonaceae.
GUUACUAACGCCAACGGUCUGGCAGCUGGAGAUCUCGAGAGGGGCGUGGGCUGAGAAACUAACGACUCCUUUGGUGUGGGUGCGCCGUUGCGUGGAGAUUGCAACGCGGGGCGGAGUUAGCCUCGAAGGCGUCCAAGGGUGUGCGCGCGCAUGCGCAGUGCAGGAUCUGUGUGACGCGAGGUGGAGAUCAGUCUCGAGUUGGAUCCGGAGCUCGGCGCUGGUUCAUACCGCCACGCCGCCGUGCCGGUGAUGCCGGGCAUGCCGCAUCGCGCUUGCAUGUGCAGUGAGAUGAGUCACAUGGAAGUGAUCGAGCGAGAUGAGUUCCGGGGUCCUGGGGCCUCAUGUUCAGAGCGCCACUGAUGCGCGUGUUGUGUUUCGCCGAGACACGAUAACGCCGAAAUGUCAGGGUUCAGUUGAUUGCACUUCAUGUCGCGACCGGCUUCGGGCAAGGGAGCCCGGGCCAAGGCAGAGGGCAAAAGGGAAAGCGAUGAAGCGCGUCGUCAGAGGGCGCAGGAGGAGGCGGUUGAGGGAGGAGAAGGACGGUACUCCAGGAGUCAGGGCCCCAGGGGGGAAGCAAUGUGCCCAAACCUCCAUGCCGUGUUCCGACCUAAAGGGUAAUAGUGGGGGCUAUUUGGCCAUGGCCCAAAUGGAGGCAUGCUUGCCGAGAGAGGCAACCCGAUCAGAAGCAGGCAUCGUGGCAAGUGGAGGCGGCAACUCACCACACAAGACUAAGGGUCACAGCCUCGCACGAGGUCAGCCAUGGCACAUGGCAGCGGCGCAGAGGCCAAAACACCGAGGAUGCCUAGGGGGAUGCAGGGGAGGAGCAGAGGAUCAGAGGAGGGCGCAGUCAAGGUCGAGGUCCUAAAAGUCGAUCUCAGGGUAGAGCUCAAUCGUCAACAUGCGCGUGAGGGA